AUCAUCUACAAGGUAGAGGAGAUGAGCGACAUCGACAAGGUCAUGCAUUUCCAGAAGGGGUUGGUCGUAGAGAUCAAACAAGAGGUGAAGCUGCGCCAGUUCAGGAACACGACAGACGCAAUUUCGUUUGCACUCAUGUACGACCGCACGCACGCUUCGCCACAUCACGUCGAGGAGCCGACCCCAAUGGAGAUCGGGAGUUCGCGCUUCGUCUCUCGCGAAGAGUGUCUGCGAAGUAAUCUUUGCUUUUACUGCAAGGAGCCCGGACACCGCCUGGCUACGUGUCCU
Molecule: messenger RNA, 288 nt
Organism: Phytophthora sojae
Lineage: Eukaryota; Oomycota; Peronosporomycetes; Peronosporales; Peronosporaceae
Exons: 2
Molecular function (GO): nucleic acid binding; zinc ion binding
Source: RefSeq, a predicted model, not a curated record